UGGGACAUGACGGGAUUGUAAGGCUGUCGGAGAAGCGCUCAGUGAGAGUGUGAGUGUGAGAGAGAGAGAGAGAGAGAGAGAGAUGGACGAUCUCCGCUGCUGACUCCGGACAGGUAGGCGCGGAUCAGGCGGCAGAUGAGCGCGCGGUGUUUUAGAGCCGCUCUGGAGCCGGUUCUGGAGGGAGGAGCGUCUUCUCGUGGCCUGACAGCGCAGCGCGAUGGACAAAGAGCCCCAAACGAAAGCAGAGCAGACGAAAAGUCCCACCACCUCCACUACGACCUCCACCUCCACCACGACCUCCACGAGCAGCACCGCCUCCGCCGUGAGCCCUCCACAGCCUCCCAAUGGCACGGCAAAGAGCAGCUCUGCUCUCACGGCGGUCACCACCUUCCACAGCCAGCCUCCACCUUCAGACAGAAAAGUUGCUCAGGUCAAUCUGUUUGGAGACAGACUGGCUCCCGCUUUCUCAACCGCUGUUUCGUCUCAACAGACUCAAAAAACAGUGUCGGUUCCCAGCAUGCCCGGGUCAGCCGCCCUCGUCCGAGCCAGCCAGAGCUCCAACCCCACCAGCGCCAACCACAAGAUCUCACCCCAGGCCCUGCUCGUAGGAAAGAGCCCCACCAGCCAGACCCAAAUGCUCCUGAGGGCUCAGAUGCUGAUUCUAACGUCUACAGUGCGACCUGAUGCCCCUGUCCUCUCCUCCUCUUCCUCCUCCUCUCCCUCUUCUUCUUCACCUCGAUUCCCUUCUUCACAGCUCCAGAGUUUGACACUCCGCCCACCUCCACCUGGUACACUGACCAUCCCACCGAACCUGCCCCUGAAGUCCGCCUCCCCCUGCCCGCCCCCGGCCCUGACCCGCGCCCGGGUGCCCACCCUGACUCCGAGACCCAGCCCACCACCAUGCAGCCCUGGAAAGGACACGCCCACAAAGACGGAGGGUGCCACAUCACCACCACCCUCAGCCCCGCCCAAAGCUCCACCUGUGCGCCAUCUUACAGUGCCGCCUCCAUCUCUUUAUGCUCCAGCUCAUGCGCUGGCUAAGCAGAAGUUAAGCAGCAGUAGCCUGAAGAGACCUCACAGUCAGAUCAGCAUUCCGCAGCAUCCGUUCCCUUCGAGGCAUCCACACCCCAAUUCUUCUCCGGUUGUACCAAAGAAACCGCUUCCCGAGCUGAAGCGCUGUCCGUCCACCCAGGCGUCCCCGAGCGGCUCGAGCCAGACUUCCCCUGUGCCCAUCACCGUGCCCAAUCUCAGCCGAUCCCACCUGACUCCGCCCACCUUGACCCUACCGUUGACGUCCGCCUCCCCCGGCGGCUCCUUAUUGGCAACUAAACAGCUCCUGAGGAUCGCUCUGUCCUCCGCCUCCGCCUCUUCCUCCACCCAGUGCACCAACGGCCAGCCGAAAUCCUCCACCAUGUCCCCGUCUAAUGAUCUCGUCCAGCCGAAGCCUCAGCUCUCUCCUGCGUCGGCUAAACCAGAGUGUCCGAUCCCAUCACCACAGAACUCCAACACCUGCCCCCAGCUGGUGCAGCUGUCACCCUCCAGACAGACCUGGACAUCUCCUCAAAGAGCUUCUCCUCCAUCUCCGGUCCUCCCACUCGUCUCCACCAGCUCCACAUCCUCCCCCGCGCCUCCACAGUCCCCUCUCACCUCCAUCACACACACCACCGACACGACCAAGGAGCUGAAAAGUGCAAAGCCGAAGCUGAAGCCGGGAAACAGCACUGAGGAAAUUCCACAGGAUCUCAAACUUCCAUCAUCGCAGACCAAAAGUGUGGAAGGAAACCAAACAUCACAGAGUGCCGGCGCAGAACCACAGCCUUCAGGACCCAUGGACAAGACUUCAGUGUGUAAACGGCCGGUGGUGUGUACAGAAGAGCCGAGGCCUCAGAAGACGCCGUCUGUCUCAGUAGCAUCAACUGCUGGACGAGAAGACGUCUGUGAGGAAACGUCCACUCACGCAGACAAUCACUCAGCCAUCUCUAGCCUGUCCUCGGAUCUGUCUCCAGUCCUGCCCUCCACGAUACGACCCUCAGUCGCGUCUCCCGCCGGCCGAAGCUCUCCCGCCAAAUUCCCGGCUGUUUCGGAGGGAGCGCUCGCACAGCAGCCGUCCUCCAGCCACACGGGACCGACAGAACCCACCAAACCGCUCGUCCUCACUCACCUGGUGGACGGCUUCAUCAUUCAGGAGGGACUGGAACCGUUCCCGGUGAACAGGUCGUCUCUGAUGGUGGGUCCAAACUGUGGUUCAGGACUGAACGGGGCGAACGGACCGGACAUGUUUAACGCCACCUCAGAAUCCGCCGACAACUCGACUGACUCGGACGACGAGAUUUCCGUCACAAAUAACGGCGUCAGUGUUGGACACAGACUCGUGCUGCAGUGUCACUUCUGUAAGAGGAAAGGAACAGCGCAAACUUUCAACCGCUCCAAGCGCUUCUGCUCCAAGUCCUGUGCCAAGAGGUUCAGCUACACAAAACGUUUCCGAGCUCUGAGACGCUGUGUCAGUGAAGGAGGACAUCGAACUGAAUUUAAUGGAGCAGAGGACGAGAUCGAGGAGGAAAGUUUCCAGCAGGUGAAACAUGGCACCACGGAGCAGUGGAGGAUUCUCCAGCGCCCCCCGCAGGAGGGAGAAGACGAGGCGGCCGCUCCGAUGAAGACGAGGCUGCGCAGACACACGGAGCAGAGCGUGCGCGAGAGAGAGACGAGGAUCAGCGAGACUAAAAGCGCUCCGACUUCACCUCUGGAUGUGGUUUCACCCACAGACCUUUCUGCACACUCCAAACCUGCGCAGUGGACUGUAGACCAAGUGUGGAGCUUCAUUUCCAAUCUACCAGGGUGUCAGGACAUCGCUGAAUCGUUUCGAGCGCAGGAGAUUGAUGGACAGGCCCUUCUGCUGCUCACUGAAGACCAUCUGAUGAGUGCCAUGAACGUCAAACUGGGACCUGCACUCAAAAUCUGCGCCCGAAUCAACUUGCUGAAAGAAGGAGGGAGGUAAAGAGACGAAACCAGAGAGAAAGAGAGAGAGAUAGAGAGAGAGAGAAAGAGAGACAGGUUUGAGCCUCGAGGACGAUCAGAGCACUUGCCAAUAGAAUAGAGCCAUUUUGUGCACUUUAAUCUUUGAAGAGAUUCACGCGGUGAAGUCAACGUGUCGAGGUAAUGUGUGUAUUUUUGCUUGAACUGAUUUAGACUAACAUUACAGUAGCCUUCCGUAACCUUUAGCCUCUGUCUGAAAGCAUGAUAGCAAUAUAAUGGUCCCCUUAAUUUCCGUGAACAUAAUACGAGCUCUAUAGCCAGUCCUAGUGCGAGGGAAAUGUUCGUGUCUGCUUCUUUUUUGUCGCCGAUUGGAUCGAAAUCAUAAUCAGGGUUUGUCGAGUUUCUAUUUUUCACUAAAAGGACGCUUCCUGUGUCUGUGGAGGAAUUAGAAAAGAAUGGAAGUGCUAUUAUUGUGCGCAUGUCCCUCCCCUUCCUGUUGUAGAUAUUUUCUUAUUGUACUGUAUAUGUGUACAUGUAUAACGAUGCAGUGCUCUGUGUGUAUAAAUCUAUACAAAAUGUUUUGUGAAGGAUUUGUAAUAUUUAAUAUAUUUGUCUUCUAAGGCUCUAGGAAAUACAAAUGCAAGCGAUUUGAGAUUUUUAAGCGUUUUUAAAAAAAUGAUGUUUGACAUGCUGAUAAGAUUAUGUAGGCUAACUGAAAUGAAAUGAAAUUUUAUCAAAGCUUCUUCACUGCAGUGAAAGCGUGGAACCCGAACAUGUGGCAGUACGCAGGUACUUAAACACACAGUCUCGCCUAAUGAAGGUACAGCGAAGGUGGUGCCUUUUUCUGACAUGGAGACCUUAUAAAACUGCUGUAGACAUUGUAAUAUAAUCUCGUGUCAUCCAAGUGUUGUUUGUCACAGUUACAUGACCUUUCUUGUGCCAUUUUUGAUUAUUUAAUUAAACAAACUACAUUUUGUUACUGAA
This is a messenger RNA of Pangasianodon hypophthalmus (striped catfish), 3957 nucleotides long. It is a transcript of the gene phc3b, whose product is annotated as polyhomeotic-like protein 3. The transcript has 14 exons. Lineage: Eukaryota; Metazoa; Chordata; Actinopteri; Siluriformes; Pangasiidae. The coding region runs from base 218 to 2995 and encodes 925 amino acids. The record is from RefSeq and is a predicted model, not a curated record. Gene Ontology annotation, cellular component: PRC1 complex. Gene Ontology annotation, molecular function: protein binding.